CCGCCGUGUUAUACCUGCUUCGGCGGUGGCGUGUGGGGUCGGCCGGGCGACAGGUGUCGUCUGCGGCUAGGGGAAAGUCAUGGCCACGAAAGACGCGUCGACCCCGGCUAGCGCUUCGGGCGCGGCGGCCUUGGAGAGCAGCACGGACACAGACGAGGACGACUCACCUCAGCACAGCUGCUCUCUCACCGCCACUACAACAAGCAACCCCGGCAAGCGAUGGGGCAGGAGGCGGCAGUCUUACACCGAGCAGAAACGGAAAAAACAACAGCAACAGCAACACGACAAGCACAAGUGCAUGGAGGGAGACAUCGAGCUGUUUCGCGGAAUGAAGAAAAUGUGCUUAAAGAGGAGGUCGAUGAAAAAACGCAGCCCACAGGUGAGGCGGUGCCGUGAAGCCUGCACCUGCCCGGUCCACAACAUCCAGCCCAGCGGGGCGUUCUGGAUCGAGUGCUCGGGACGCGAGGGCACUUCGCCCGAGGAGACGUGUGACCGCGACGCGGACCCAAACUCGGUCCCUGACGCGAAGACAGCGUUUGCCUUAGAGCCGACGGAAGAAGAGCAGUAUAGAGAACACCUGUACGGGAAACAGCACUGGAUUUACUACGCGUCUGAUGCGGAUAUCGGACCGGUUGUACUCGCUCUCCGACCGGAGCAGGGACAUGAGAGAGAAACCAUUCGAGUGCAGGUCCGUACGAGUGCCCAGGCGCUGGUCGGGCUGGUGCCGUUCUCGGCCCUGUGUGCGGACAGGUACGACGCGGACCGCCUCGCCGCGGCCCUGGGGGAGGAGAUGGGGGUGACCGGGCUGCACAGCGUCAACCAUCCGCUGGCGCCGGAGCAGCUCGUCAGGCUGGACGAUGAGUUGGAGAAGACAGACUUCAAAGUGGGCGUUCUGUACGUGAAGGAAGGACAGACCACCGAGGAGGAAAUCUUCGCCAACACCUGCAGUAGCGAACUGUUUGACGAGUUCCUGGGAAACCUCGGAGAACGGGUCAACCUGAAAGGCUUCGAUGGUUACUGUGGCGGACUGGACAGGUCGGGUGAUCUGACCGGUGAGACGUCUGUGUACACGGAGUGGCGAGGUCUCCGUCUGAUGUUCCACGUCUGCACACUCCUGCCGCACGACCCUGCCGACAGUCAACAGGUCCAGAGGAAGAGGCAUAUCGGGAAUGACCUGGUGUGUGUGGUGUUUCUGGCGGCCACGCGAACCAGUUUCAACCCGUCCGUCAUCCAGUCUCACUUCCUCCACACCUACAUCGUGGUGCAGGCAGACCCUGAACAGCGGCCGCCGCAGUAUAAAGUGUCAGUGGUGUCCCGGAAUGAAGUGUCACCGUACGGACCUCCCCUGACUGAAAGGCACAUCUUUAGUAGCGACUCCACAUUCAGAGAGUGGCUAUUGACAAAGAUCGUGAACGGCGAGAGGGCGUGUUACUCCAGUCCCAAACUGGCCUCUAUGCGGGAACGCACCAGACGACACCUGCUGGAGGAGCUGGUCAGGGACUUCUCGGAACAGAACGAGAUCAUGAAGCAAGGGAACCCUCUCUUCGGAAAUCGCAAAUCCACGCUGCUGCCGGACAGUGUACAGCAGGACGUGCGGAAGGUGGACGAGCUCAGCACCGACUUCGCCACGGCCUUCUCCGCCAACAUGGCCGGCGUGUGUGACGUCACGUUCAUAGUCGGUCAGGAGCGAGCCCGCGUCCACGGAGUUCGAGCUAUCCUGGUUCUCAGAAACAGAGUGUUCAGGGACAUGCUGUUUGUGCGGACUGACAAGAAGGAGAAGGCCGGCAGCUCGUCGUCCUCGCCCCGCUCGCCCACGGCCCGGCGGCCCAGCCUCAGCGCCCCGGCCAGCCCCGUCUCCAAGUCUAAGAACCCCCUGCACCGUGUCCUCAACCUCACCAAGAGCGGCGAGCAGCUGCGAACAUCACACGACGGAUCAUCAAAGAAGCUAGAUAGGAAAUCGCCCACUAACUUCAGUUGGCCCAGAACGCCCCAGUUGCCGAAGACCGUGAAGGCCCUAGCGGAUCUCGGGCGCGCUGCAUCCACCUCCACCAUCCCCAGCAAGCCGGCGGUGCCCCCGUCAGACGAGUACCGUAUCCCUGACUUCGACCCGGCCGUGUUCUCCACCCUGCUCUGCUACCUGCACACCGGGACAUGCACGAUCAGUCCGGACGUUUUACCAGGGCUGGCUGCUGCAGCUGACAGGUUCGAGGUGAAAGACUUGAAGAAGGCCUGUCUCCGGUAUACCUCCAAAUACCUGACUACUGAAAACGUGUGGCCCAUGUUCCACAACGUCCAGAGGUACAUGACCCACAAGACCACGCGUCACGUGUUUGAGGAGGCGCUGCACCAAGUGGUGGACAAAAACCUGCCUCAGAUCCUGCGCAGGCCCGAGUUUGUCAGCCUGCCGGACGACGUCAAGUUUACUAUCGUGGAACGGAUUGGCCAAAGCUAUUCCAAGCAGUCCAGGGAUACCGUGGCGUGUGAAGGACAGGUUAGCAGCGCCACCAUGCGGCUGGAUGACUUGUAACGGCUGUUGUAGCGUGUUCUGCAGUUAGACACACACGCGUGUUGUCAGGAUAAAAGGAUAGAGAUCCUAGAUUUAUAAAGUAACUACAGAUGUAUUGGGCUAAGAUAGUCCCAUUCAACGUAUGCGUAGAAAGGACCUACAAGGGUCAAAAUAGAAGUUAUGUAUAAAUGUACAGGUGAUGUAACUGAGACUGACAUUCUAAACGUUGGUAACGAAGUAUGUGGGAGUUACUGUUCAAUUUACUCUAGAUGUUGGAUGUGCAAUAUGAACACUCUGUUUCUUUUCUUACGUGUUGUUGUCGGGCAAUUGAAUAAUUAUGAAGGACGGCAAGUUGUGUUUUGAGUUGUGAAUUUCAAGUCAAUUCAUAUUUUGAUCUCAAGUAACAUGAAUCAAAGUUGAAACGUUCUAAAGGACUGUCUUCUAAGCGAAUAUCUUACAGACUACAAUCAGGAUCCCUGCCGGUAGAAUGGGCGAUUCUUCCGAUCAGAGAUCCCAAUCAGAGUUAUUAAUUUCUGUUGACAGAGAUUCCGAACGGGAUCUCUAUCGUUAGAAUCGCCCAUUAUACAUGUACCAGAUCGGUCUCUCUACAUUCUACCGGAUUAAUGUAUUUUAUAUACAUCCCUGACUUCACUGACUUGCUGAGAAAGUACGCUUGUCUACUUGACUUUUUAUUGUUCUUGUCAGUAUUCUUUGCAGCAGUGGAAAGGUCUAUGACCGGACGACAGAACAUUCGCAGUAUUCUUCUGUAUUCAAGUUCACGUCUAUAUUCGACGUUACAGAUCAGUUUUUAUGUUUCUGGUACAAUGUUGUAUCUGCCUAUAUCACGAUUUUAGGACAUUUCUGGAAGUGGAAUCAAUUCUGUUGCUAAUAAAAUAUUAUUUGGAGCUCC
Messenger RNA from Branchiostoma belcheri (Belcher's lancelet), 3416 nucleotides. Its product is annotated as rap1 GTPase-activating protein 1-like. Gene Ontology annotation, cellular component: cytoplasm. The record is from RefSeq and is a predicted model, not a curated record. NCBI's taxonomy places the organism in Eukaryota, Metazoa, Chordata, Leptocardii, Amphioxiformes, Branchiostomatidae. The coding region runs from base 80 to 2527 and encodes 815 amino acids. The transcript has 17 exons. Gene Ontology annotation, molecular function: protein binding; GTPase activator activity. Gene Ontology annotation, biological process: activation of GTPase activity; regulation of small GTPase mediated signal transduction.